AUGGAGCCUCCGGAGCAGAGCGUCUCUCUUGACGACCCGUCGUCUCCCAGAUCCUCUAUUUCCUCCACACAACGCGAGAUUUGGCCAGGUCCCUCUGCCACAGCUAACCUUGGACAAGGUCACCAGCGUUGCCCAUCAGGGCCAUCACUACACAGCCAGCAGCAGGAGCUGCAGCAUCAACACCAAGAACGCCGACCCACAGCCUCGCCUUCGCCUUCGCCUGCCGGUGCCCACUCUCACAAAAUUUCGGCAUCCUCCAUAGCAGCCUCCAACGCCAGCAGGCAGAGCCGUUAUGUUGACUCUGUCCCCUCCGAGACCAAUGCUGAGCCCUUCUCCUUCCCUAUUGCCUCGCAACCAACCCCGAUUCCUGUAAAAGGUGCUCAUUCUCCUUCCUGGCAUUCUCGACCCCAAUCCGGUAUAUCAGACGCCGGCAGCGACGUGCUCGUCUUUGGAGAGCCACACCCUUCGCCAACACAUUCCGACAUCUUGCGGAUCCGCGCUGGGCUCAACGCAGAGAACGCUGCUCACGUGUGGUUGCCGGAACCCUCCUUGACGGCGCGGUCUUCCCUGUCCGACUUGCAGUCCAGGCGCCUGUCCAGUACUUCGAUAUACUCUCUUGCUUCCGCGAGGGGCAUCAUCAACUACUCUUCUUCGGCCCACGGUUCUGAUUCAGGAACACUGUCGCGGUCGGUUUCUGGCCUCAUGUCGUCAAGCAAAGGAGCAUCUGCCGGCACACCGCCAGAGCCUGGUCUGUCCACUGCGGCCGCUGCAACGUCGUCUCCAAAUGGAUCCAACCCCAACGGCCAGCACAACCUCGCCACGAGAGAUGCUACCUCGCAACCCCUCGAUUUGAUGAGAAGAAACCAGCGAACCGACUCCAAUAUGCGAGCCCAACCCGAUAGAUCUCGUAGCAGAGCCAAGAGGCGUUUCAGUGGGAGCACCGCAACUAGCACCCAUAGCCAAGGAAGCGACCGUGGUGCGCACCGUGAAAAGGAAGAGGCAAAACCUGCCCCUUGGGGCACAAUCGGUAUUUGUGCCUUGGAUAUCAAAGCAAGAAGCAAACCUAGCAGAAACAUUCUCAACCGUCUUAUUGCGAAUCGGGAUUUCGAUGUCGUCGUAUUUGGUGACAAGGUUAUUCUCGACGAAGAGGUUGAGAAUUGGCCCAUGUGUGACUAUUUAAUUUCUUUCUACUCCGACGGAUUCCCACUUGAAAAGGCCAUCGCAUAUGUCAAGGCACGAAAACCAUUUUGCGUCAACGAUGUGCCUAUGCAAAAGGUUCUAUGGGACCGGCGUGUCUGCCUCCGCCUUCUCGACAUAAUCCAAGUUCGCACGCCAAAACGGUUGGAAGUGAAUCGUGAUGGUGGCCCGCAAGUCUUGACACCAGAAAUGGUGAAGCACAUCAAAGACAUUUCUGGCAUAACCAUAGAGCCCGCAGACGCUACGACAGCGAUCCGGCCGUCAAAGGUUGAGCUACUUGACGAUGGCGAUACGCUGAGUGUGGACGGUCGUGUCUUGAAAAAGCCUUUUGUCGAGAAGCCGACCAGCGGUGAAGACCAUAACAUUAUCAUUUACUUCGCGAAAAGUUCCGGGGGCGGCGCCAGAAAAUUGUUUCGAAAGAUUGGCAACAAAAGCUCAGACUAUGUUGCGGAUCUCACGAUACCUAGGGCAAUCACUGAGCCAGAAGGGAGUUUCGUAUACGAGAGCUUUAUGCAAGUAGACAAUGCCGAGGAUGUGAAGGCAUACACUGUUGGGCCCAACUAUUGCCAUGCAGAAACUCGCAAGUCUCCGGUAGUAGAUGGCAUCGUCAGGCGAAACACUCAUGGCAAGGAGUUGCGCUACGUGACUAGUCUCAGUAACGAGGAGAGAGAUGUGGCAAGCCGAAUCUCAACGACAUUUGGACAGCGUGUCUGCGGGUUUGAUCUGCUCAGGGCAAUGGGAAAGAGCUACGUAAUCGAUGUCAACGGCUGGAGUUUUGUCAAGGACAAUGACGAUUACUACGAGCAUUGUGCCAAUAUUCUCCGAGAUCUCUUUGUCAAGGACAAGCUACGUCGAGGAGGGGCAACACCACCCUUGCCUUCUCCAGAAACAACAGACCUGGACCCGAUGACCAAAAUCGUACAGCAGGGCAGGGAGCGCGAACAACAGUCAGGGCCUGCGUCCUCAUCCACGUCGAGAUCUACAAGGGGACAUGCAACAACGACGGAGCCUCAAAAUGAAGAUUCUGGCCAGAAACUCUCCGGCGAAACAACAUCCCCUCGUCCCGAGAGCACUUUCAAUUCAACCGUUCCAAGCACCUCCGCGAGUCCCCUUCUUCCGCCACCUUCAGAGAUUGCCUUGCCCGGUAGUUCUACAGCUGCCUCAUCUGUUCAGUCCGCACCUAUAUCUGCUCAACCAACGCAAGCACCAAGUGAAGAGACGCCAACCCAACCACCACCCCCGCCUAAGCAUUCUUGGAAGUUGAAAGGAAUGGUCUGUGUCAUCCGACAUGCUGACCGUACGCCAAAGCAAAAAUAUAAGUUCACGUUUCAUACUGAUCCAUUUAUUGCCCUUCUUAAAGGUCACCAGGAAGAAGUGCUCCUCAUAGGGGAAGCUGCUUUGGCAAGCGUGAUUCAGGCUGUCGACGUAGCGUAUGAGGCUGGCAUAGAGGACCGGGGGAAACUCAGGGCUCUUCGCAAUGUACUAGUGAAAAAGGGCAGCUGGGCAGGCACAAAGGUGCAGAUCAAGCCAAUGUUCCGGAAAAAGAGGCUUGAUGAAGUAUCAACCUCUAUCGAGGUGCCGGCGGUACUGGACAUGGCCGAAUCCCCCCCAGAAAGGAAAGGUAGGGCAGGGGAGUGUGAUGGCAGUGAAUGCACACCACGGUCUAGCUCCAAACGACAUGAUUCCCUUUCUGGUGUCACCAUGUCCAAAUUCACAGCUGCUGAGGAAAGCUUGGUCCUUGACAAACUUCAGCUUAUUGUCAAGUGGGGUGGGGAGCCAACACACUCAGCACGAUACCAAGCACAAGAGCUGGGGGAAAAUAUGCGCAAUGACUUGAUGCUCUUGAAUAGGGAUGUUUUUGACGAAAUUCAUGUCUUUAGCAGCUCCGAACGACGAGUGAGCGCAAGCGCUCAAAUUUGGGCUUGCUCGUUCCUGGACCGAAACGACUUGCCUGAAGACUUCAUCACUACGCGAAAGGAUCUACUGGAUGAUUCAAAUGCUGCCAAAGACGAAAUGGACAAAGUAAAGAAGAAGUUGAAGGGCCUACUCCGCAAGGGCAACGAGCGUCCAGCCCAGUUUACCUGGCCCGAAAAUAUGCCUGAACCCUCCGAGGUCCAAACUCGGGUGGUUCAACUCAUGAAUUUCCACAGGCGUGUCAUGCAAUACAACUACGGCAAGUUGUACAAUGGUGCGGCUUCGUCGCUCGGCGCCAAUUCCAACGCAAGCUCAGAGAGGUUAAGCAUGGAAGGUUCCUCGGCAUCAAUUUCGUCUCUCUCACAUGCGAACGCUGUCAACGGUAUCCAAUCCCGAUGGUGCAGCGGCGAGGACGCUGAGCUGUUCCGUGAACGAUGGGAUAAGCUGUUUUCUGAAUUUUGCGAUGGUGAUAAGGUAGACCCUAGCAAAAUUUCAGAGCUUUAUGAUACGAUGAAAUUCGACGCACUUCAUAACCGACAAUUCCUAGAAUGGGUCUUCACGCCACCGAAAAGCAUGUUGGAGGAUGAGUACUCUCAAAUGGAGGGAAAGCAGAAAGAUAUCGAUGAGGCCAAAGCUUCCGAAGAUGCAAAAGGUGAGAAGGGCCAGAACGGUAGCUUUGACGGUUCUGACAAGACAGACGCUGCAAAUCGAUCUGUCAAGAAGCUGUUCCGCAGACGAUCGUUCCUAAACAGCCUCAGACACACGAAUGAUGAAGCUUUGCCCGAACAGUACUUCCGAUUGUACAAAGGGGCCAAUCAGACAGCCAUGAAGUCCGAUCCGCGCACCGAACCUUUGCAGGAAUUAUACAGAUUAGCAAAGGUGUUAUUUGACUUCAUUUGUCCUCAGGAAUACGGUAUUUCCGACAGUGAGAAGCUCGAAAUUGGAUUGUUGACGUCUCUUCCACUUCUGAAGGAGAUCGUUCAGGACUUGGAAGAGAUGCAAGCAUCUACCGAUGCUAAGGCUUUCUUCUACUUCACCAAAGAAUCCCACAUCUACACCCUGCUCAACUCCAUCAUCGAGGGUGGCAUCGAAACGAAAAUUAACCGCAGCACGAUUCCCGAGCUGGAUUACCUGUCCCAAAUCUGUUUUGAGCUUUACGAAUCUGAGACCAAAGCACCAGCAGAGAGCGCGCUUGGCGAUGAGUCGACAUUUACGUACAGCAUCCGUAUCACGAUCAGUCCUGGUUGCCACGUUUUCGAUCCCCUGCACGUGCAGCUCGACAGCCGGCAUUGCAUUGGCUGCGCCCCGAGACGCAGCUUGACUCCACACAUAGACUGGCUGCAAGUCAUCAAGACACUUCGCGCCAAAUUCAACCAGUAG
Metarhizium brunneum ARSEF 3297 is the source of this 4491-nucleotide messenger RNA. RefSeq names its product Inositol hexakisphosphate and diphosphoinositol-pentakisphosphate kinase (gene VIP1). The record is from RefSeq and is a predicted model, not a curated record. Gene Ontology annotation, biological process: inositol phosphate biosynthetic process; inositol metabolic process. Gene Ontology annotation, cellular component: cytosol. Lineage: Eukaryota; Fungi; Ascomycota; Sordariomycetes; Hypocreales; Clavicipitaceae. Gene Ontology annotation, molecular function: inositol hexakisphosphate kinase activity; diphosphoinositol pentakisphosphate kinase activity; 5-diphosphoinositol pentakisphosphate 1-kinase activity.